AAGAGAAAGUAUAGGAGGGAAAAGUUUCUCCGGUAGAAGCUAUUCUACUGUACGCCAUGAAAGCGGAUACUGUUGAUAUCAUUAUAUUUUGGCUUUACUUGUAAUUUAGUCUCCCACUAAAAACAAACACAGUAUAGCUGUAAUUUCCGUGAGCAAAUUCAGUGUUCAGUUCAGGCUCAGCCCUUCAAACCACCCAUGUUUUCUCUUUUCAAUUUUCACUUCUCAGUUCACCGUCACACACCAUUUGCUGACUUAGAUAAGACCACCACUGCAAUUCACCUCCAUCUGUUUCUGCUCCAUGCCUGUCUUCCAAAGCAACAAUCUUUAAUUUUUUUCUCUCAUUGAAAAAUAAUAUAAUAAUACAAACAAACAGUACCCAUCUCUUCUUCUCUUCUGUUUUAGUCUUUAUAUAAUCCCCCUCUACCCAGCAACCUCUAGCAACUUUUCUCUUUUCUUUCGCGCUUUCUCCUUCUGGGUUCUUUGCUUGCUUUGGAACCAUGAGUUAUUUCACUAGGGAUGCAAUGGCAUUGCCUGUAGUUUUGCUUCUGCUGUGUUUUUUCAUUGUAGUAGAGUCCAACCUCUCCCUUUUUGAUCGAAUUUUUCAGUUACCAGGUCAACCUCAUGUGGGUUUCCAGCAGUAUUCAGGUUAUGUGACCGUUGAUGAUAAAAGCAAGAGAGCUCUGUUUUACUACUUUGCUGAAGCUGAAACAGAUCCAGCUUCCAAGCCUCUUGUUCUCUGGCUAAAUGGAGGGCCCGGUUGCUCUUCAUUGGGAGUUGGAGCUUUCUCUGAAAAUGGGCCAUUCCGGCCAAGCGGGGAGGUUCUUGUCAAGAAUCAGUAUAGUUGGAACAGAGAAGCAAAUAUGUUGUAUUUGGAGUCACCAAUUGGAGUUGGCUUCUCUUAUUCCGCUGAUACUUCCUCUUAUGAGUCUGUUAAUGACAAGACCACAGCUAGGGACAAUCUGGUGUUUUUGCAAAGGUGGUUUGUCAAAUUCCCCCAGUACAGAAACAGAAGCUUGUUCAUCACUGGAGAAAGCUAUGCUGGUCAUUAUGUACCUCAACUAGCAGAACUCAUGCUUGAAUUCAACAAAAAGCACCACUUGUUCAAUUUGAAAGGAAUUGCUAUAGGAAAUCCAGUUCUGGAGUUUGCUACAGACUUUAAUUCGAGGGCUGAGUUCUUCUGGUCUCAUGGAUUGAUAUCAGACACAACUUAUAAAAUGUUCACUUCAGUUUGUAACUAUUCACGUUAUGUGAGUGAAUACUAUAGAGGUUCAGUUUCUCCUAUUUGCUCAAGGGUGAUGGGUCAAGUGAGUAAAGAAACAAGUAGAUUUGUAGACAAGUAUGAUGUUACUCUUGAUGUUUGCAUUUCAUCAGUGUUCUCACAGUCCAAGGCCCUUAGUCCCAAGCAAGUCGCAGACAAUGUAGAUGUAUGUGUAGAAGAUGAAACAGUUAACUAUCUCAACAGGCAAGACGUGCAGAUGGCUCUCCACGCACGCCUUGUAGGCAUCCAAAGAUGGACUGUUUGCAGCAAUGUCCUAGAUUAUGAGCUGCUGGAUUUGGAGAUGCCAACAAUUCCUAUUGUCGGCAGACUCAUCAAGGCAGGAAUCCCAGUUUUGGUUUACAGUGGAGAUCAAGAUUCUGUUAUCCCAUUGACUGGAAGUCGAACCUUAAUCCAUGGACUGGCCGAGGAAUUGGGACUUAAAACCUCCGUGCCUUACAGAGUUUGGUUUGAGGGGCAGCAGGUUGGUGGAUGGACUCAAGUAUAUGGCAACAUCCUGUCCUUUGCCACCAUCAGAGGAGCAUCACACGAAGCUCCAUUUUCUCAGCCUGAGAGAUCCUUAGUGCUGUUCAAGGCAUUUUUAGAAAGGCGGCCUCUGCCAGAAGCAUUUUGAUCUGAUCAACUCAUCAGUUAUUGGAUCAGAAUACAAAUUGAAUUGUGAUUGCAAAAAGUCACUUGCUGGUUUGUUUGUUUUGUUACUUGGAGUUGUCCAUGCUAUGGAAUGUAGAAAAAUUUUGUAAAGAUUUUGAGUAAAGGAAAAAAAAUGUAUUUUAUUACGAAUGUUAAA
This is a messenger RNA of Manihot esculenta (cassava), 2063 nucleotides long. RefSeq names its product serine carboxypeptidase-like 45. Gene Ontology annotation, biological process: proteolysis. Gene Ontology annotation, molecular function: serine-type carboxypeptidase activity. Gene Ontology annotation, cellular component: vacuole. The coding region runs from base 498 to 1889 and encodes 463 amino acids. NCBI's taxonomy places the organism in Eukaryota, Viridiplantae, Streptophyta, Magnoliopsida, Malpighiales, Euphorbiaceae. The record is from RefSeq and is a predicted model, not a curated record. The transcript has 10 exons.